UUUAUAAAGAAUUGAAAGUAAAAUUAAAAAAAGGCGGGCUAAAACUAAAAUCAAUUCCCUUUUUCAUUCAAAUCAAAGCGCUGUCUCUUUUCUCUCUCUCGCAAAUGGAGAGCGAAACAGAGCAAUCUCCAAAGACGAAAAUGGAGUCCCUGAGAACGAUCUGCGAUAGGGAGGUUCUGAUCCAACAACAGAAGAUAGAUUCUUUUACUGCGUCGUUUCCUACUUCUCUUCAUUCCAUCAAGGCUCUGGCGCUGGAUACUGCCCAAAAUCAUGCUAAACUCGCAAAACUGAAAGCUAAAUUGAGAGAAGCCGAGGAUGGGCUUGUCAAGGUUUUAGCAGCGAAGACCCGUAAAGAGGCAAAGCAGAUGGCAACCAGGGACUCAAUAUCUGCUAUAAAAGCUAGAGUAGAAGAACUUAAAAGAACUGUCCAAGUUCAAAGGGCUAGGAGGGAUGAGUAUGGAGCAAUUAUAUCUCAACAAUCUCUAGCUUUGUCAAAAACUGAAGAGGAGGCUAAGCAUGAAACUGAAGAAAAUGGAGAAAUUCAAGAAGCUAUUUCAUGGUACAACUGGGUUCUUGGUUUUCAGAUUGAAGGUGGUCAUGGGGUGAAAUUCACAUUCAAUAAUAUAAACAUAAAAAAUCCAAAGCAAGAAUAUUCUUUUACCAUUCGUCUUGCAAAUGAUGCCUACUCCUUGUUGGAAUGCGAUCCACAAUUGAAUGGCAUCCAAGAGUUGAUUAAUGAGUUGAACAGAACGAAUGGCUUAUUCAAAUUUGUUAGAAUCAUGAGAGAAAAGUUUCAAGAAGCAGCAGCACUUGGAUUGCAGCCUCAAUUCACAAGUUUUUAUCAGGACUAUUCCACAAUCUCUAUGUCUGGUCCAGCUUUGUCAGUUUCAACUGACAGAAGUGAAUCUUCUGCCAAGAAAAAUGAGCAUCAUAUCCCACUUGGAGAAUUAAAUAGGCAAUUCAAGAAAGUCAACCACGGAAGUAAUUCUCCAGGCAACAUAAAUGAAAAUCAAGUUCACGAUGGAGAAAUCAAUAUACAUCCCAACAAAGUAGCCAAAUCAGAUAUUUUAUCGCCAUUUGUGCGUCGGUCCCCUCGGCUUAAGGCUAAAAAUUGAAGUAAAAGUGGAGGCUGCUUUGUCGCAUCAAAUUUCCCAUUUUGCACUGAUUUUAACGAAUGGGAUUAUUUUACUUAUUACUAGCUUGUACUGCAGUUAACAUGCAAGGCGUGGAAACUAAUUCGCAUAUGUUUCAUAGAACUUAGAUGGAACAGAUUGAAGUGCUUCUUCAAGCCAAGUUAUGCCACUAACCUGAUAUCACCUGCUUCCUAGGCUUGUAUUAUUAUACUUCAUUAUAGAAAUGAAGCUACUGCAGAUGACAAGUUGAGCUGAUGGUCUUAAAAAGCUUCAGUGUUGUUAAGUGUUAGUAUUUUCAUUGUCUUUUGGAUGAAUGUAUUACCGUUUUAUCAAUCUAAUCUUCUGCUUGACUCACAAUAUCUUUUGGUUAGACUUUAGCACUCUAAUUUUCUAGUAUAGGAAAUUAGAAAGUGUGUAUGGGGGUCCGAACACCUGUGCUGUGGUUAUUAUUCGUUUUAUAUUUGUUACAUUUGCUUUCUUCGUGCAUUUUAUGAAUUUUAGGUUCCUGUGCUUCAAGUUCAUAUGAUGCCUUUGGGUGGUGCAAUAUUUGAGCUUUUUUUUACUUCCUACCAUUUGUUAAAAGUUACAUUCUGUUUUAUGCUAUUAGUUUCUG
Messenger RNA from Durio zibethinus, 1746 nucleotides. RefSeq names its product kinetochore protein. Lineage: Eukaryota; Viridiplantae; Streptophyta; Magnoliopsida; Malvales; Malvaceae. Gene Ontology annotation, cellular component: Ndc80 complex. Gene Ontology annotation, biological process: chromosome segregation. The record is from RefSeq and is a predicted model, not a curated record.